AGCCAGAUUUCAGAUAUAAAAUGGCGGCUUUCCGUCUUCUCUGUCCUUCUUCUUCCUCCUCCACAACCCGAGCACUAUCACGAUGGGUUUCGGUGACCUGAAAGCGCCCUCCGGCCUCAAAGUGCUCAACGACUUCCUUUCAGAUCGGAGCUACAUCGAGGGGUAUGUUCCGUCCCAGGCAGAUGUUGCUGUCUUUGAGGCAGUUGCAGCCUCACCACCAGCCGAGUUUUGCCAUGCACUCCGUUGGUUCAACCAUAUCAAGUCAUACCAGAGCCAGAAGAACAGUCUUCCAGGUGUGAAGAAGCCCUUGGGACAGUACGGGCCAGCAGGUGUGGCCGACAUCACGGCGAGCUCUCUCGCCGCCACAAAGGAGGAUGAGGAUGAUGAUGAUAUUGACCUGUUUGGCUCAGAUGAGGAAGAUGCAGAGGCUGCUCGGUUGAAGGAGGAGCGUGUGGCAGCCUACGCAGCCAAGAAGGCAAAAAAACCUGCCCUCAUUGCUAAAUCCUCUAUCCUGCUGGAUGUCAAGCCUUGGGACGAUGAGACUGACAUGGCAAAGUUGGAAGAGUGUGUCCGCAGCAUAGAGAUGGAUGGACUCGUCUGGGGACAGUCCAAGCUGCUCCCUGUGGGUUACGGUAUCAAGAAGCUGCAGAUCAACUGUGUGGUGGAAGAUGACAAGGUGGGCACUGACAUUCUGGAGGAGCAAAUUACUGCAUUUGAAGAUUUUGUUCAGUCAAUGGAUGUUGCUGCAUUUAACAAAAUCUGAACAAGGGCAUUGCAAAAUAAAGCACUUGGUAUAAGGUUG
Dunckerocampus dactyliophorus (ringed pipefish) is the source of this 802-nucleotide messenger RNA. RefSeq names its product eukaryotic translation elongation factor 1 beta 2 (gene eef1b2). The record is from RefSeq and is a predicted model, not a curated record. Gene Ontology annotation, biological process: translational elongation. Gene Ontology annotation, cellular component: cytosol; eukaryotic translation elongation factor 1 complex. The coding region runs from base 83 to 763 and encodes 226 amino acids. The transcript is spliced from 7 exons. Lineage: Eukaryota; Metazoa; Chordata; Actinopteri; Syngnathiformes; Syngnathidae. Gene Ontology annotation, molecular function: guanyl-nucleotide exchange factor activity; translation elongation factor activity.